Messenger RNA from Penicillium maclennaniae, 1632 nucleotides. RefSeq lists its product as uncharacterized. Gene Ontology annotation, molecular function: DNA-binding transcription factor activity; transcription cis-regulatory region binding. The transcript has 7 exons. Gene Ontology annotation, biological process: positive regulation of transcription by RNA polymerase II. Lineage: Eukaryota; Fungi; Ascomycota; Eurotiomycetes; Eurotiales; Aspergillaceae. Gene Ontology annotation, cellular component: nucleus. The annotation marks the transcript as partial. The record is from RefSeq and is a predicted model, not a curated record.
CAUGCUCGGGCCUGGGAUGCCGACUUUGUUCUUGACUUAGUUGUUUUGCUCGCCAGACUGCGUAAUGAGGGGAUGGUGACAAAUCAGGAACAAGAUGUCUACGCUGCCAGCGAUCUGGUCGCGAGUGCGUACCCGCCCCGGGCAAAUCUGAGGAAGUCUCCUUUCGGCAUGGCCAGAAUCCGUCUCUACGGGGCAAGGGCCCCCGAGGCGACCCCAGGGCGUGAAGAUGAAAAAAUUCAUAUCAGCUCACCCUUGCCAGAUUCUUUCAAAGAUGAAACCGACCAGACCGCAUCAGAGUAUCAUGUCGUAUCGGCUACAAGCCUCAAAUCUCUCUCCAGGUCACCGUCGGAAGCUCGUUCGACAGCCUCGUCGACCAUGGACCCUUCUCUAACUAGCUCAAGCACCAAACUCCCACUUUAUGUCGCAGACGCUCAGACCGGGACCCGGUCUAACUCGGCAAACUCACCUCAAUCAUCUAGCACCACACCGGGCCAGCCUCGCCUCGCGAGCGCAACUGAAGCUUAUCUCCUCCGACAUUUUCAAAUCCACAUAGCACCCUGGCUUGACGCGGGCGAUCCCGAACGACACUUUUGUGCAGAUGUCGCGGGACGAGCCAGUUCGUCCCCUCUACUGUUAUACGCCUGCCUGGCCGUAUCAGCAUGCCAUCUUUCCAGAACGACAAACACCAUCCCUCCUGACGUUGCAGAUAGUUAUCAUGAGCGCUGCGUCUCAAUCAUGCUCCCGGUGCUCGACAGGCCCGAGUUCGAAAUCGGCAUCGACAUCCUCCUAAGCUCCACCGUCAUUCUCCGCUUUUUCGAACAGAUCUCCUCCCACACUCCCUCCAACGACCCACAGCGCCAUCUCCUCGCCGGCUCCGUAUACAUCAGUUCGCACGUGGACUGCGCUAUAUCUAGUGGCCUCGCAUCGGCAUCAUUCUGGGUCUUUGUCAUCCAAGACAUCCAAUUCGCACUUACGUACCAGAAAUGUCUUCGGCUGACUUUCGCGCCAUUUGACGACCGACUCCGCCAUUGGUGGGUCGCCAAGCCGUGCACCGAGCGCGACUGGGUCAAUCGCGCUAUCUGGCUUCUCGCUGAGACUGUGGAAUUCUGCUACAAUGUUUCUGGUCGGUAUGGUCCGGACAUUGGUGCAAGGGAGAAUGCACUGAAGCAAAGAAUCGUGGAAUGGGAGGCGACGAGGCCAGAGACUUUUACGCCGUUGCAUGUUUCGCCGCCUGAGCCUCGAAGAGGGAAGCCGUUUCCUGUAGUUUGGUAUACUACUCUAUGGCAUUCUACGGCUAUGCAGAACAUUUGCCUUGCGAAGGCGUUAUUGCUGAUUCGCGAGUUCGAAGUAUACGAUCGGAGAUUAAUGGCCGCGGAGCAUCAUAUGAGUGUCAAGGAGCGGAUUACAGAUAAUUUGAAUUAUCUAUGGGGCAUUGCACUUUCGGCAGAUGAUGAACCAUCUUUACGCAUUAUGGCUUGUCAUGCAUUAUGUGCUUGUAGCUCGUGGGUGGAUGAUCCCCAGGCACAAAACUUACUUUUCGACCUCCUUCGCCGCACAGAACGAGAUAAUGGAUGGCCGUGGGCUUAUGUAGAGCAACGGAUUUUGCAAACGUGGCAGAGAAGUCCCAGGUGA